This is a messenger RNA of Botrytis cinerea B05.10, 868 nucleotides long. It is a transcript of the gene Bcmrpl33, whose product is annotated as Bcmrpl33. The transcript is spliced from 2 exons. The coding region runs from base 120 to 581 and encodes 153 amino acids. Gene Ontology annotation, cellular component: large ribosomal subunit; mitochondrion. NCBI's taxonomy places the organism in Eukaryota, Fungi, Ascomycota, Leotiomycetes, Helotiales, Sclerotiniaceae. Gene Ontology annotation, biological process: translation. Gene Ontology annotation, molecular function: structural constituent of ribosome. The record is from RefSeq and is a predicted model, not a curated record.
GAUUGAACUUUUGAUAUACUGGCAACGGCGACAUUGACAGUGCGGGACAAGCCAUUGAAUUUUGUGCUGAUAUUCAAAAGACACCCAAAACCACAACCACCUCACAUCCACCACCCACAAUGUCCACCACUACCGCGGCCCCUCUCGCCCGCGCCAUCCGUUCAUCCAAACCCCUCCCCUCCACCCUCAACCAAAUCAGCAAAAAUGCACCCAAAGCCAUCUCCCAAACCUCUCCAUCCACCACUCCCUCUUCAUCCACAACCAAAGUCUUCCACCAAAAGCCCUGGCAGAAAUCUCCCCCUCCUACACCAACUUCCUAUUUCCGCAUCACCCUCACCCGAUCCGCUAUUGGACUCCCAAAGAAAUCCUCCCGUGUGUUGAAGUUCUUGGGAUUGCAUAAAAGAACGAGUAGUGUGUAUCAUCCUGUCUGCUCCGAUAUUGCGGGACAGAUUAUGAAGGUUAAGGAGUUAGUUGAGGUAGAGGAGACGAAGGAAAGGAGGAGUAAGAGGCAAGAGAGGGAGAGCAGGAGGCCGGAGAGUGGUUUUGUUGUUGAGAAGGAGUUGGAAACGAGUGUGGUUUGAGAGGUUGGGGAAGAGAAGAGCGGAGUGAAUGUGAAUAGGAGUAGAGAUAGUAUUGUAAACAUAUAAAGGAAGAUUGGAAUGGAGGGCUGGAUUAAACACACUGGGAAUUGAGAGCGCGAUACCAUAUAUAAAUGUGUACAUGCGAUUUGGAGAUGGGACGUAGACGGCCUGUUUUAUAUUCGCGAUUGAGAUUGGCAUACUCUUCAAUGCACAGGAAGAAUCAGAGGGACUCUCAAUACAAAUAGUUACGCAUCACUCGCAAUGGCAAUAAGUCAAACUCAGCUUCA